AGCAAAUUCUGACCCUUACAGGAAAAGACCAAGACCACAGCUGUGGGAACGCUGGGACUUCCAUGUCUCACCAACGCCUCAUGGUACCAGUGGGAUGGCCAUGGGCCCCUGUUAAGAAGCCUGUUUCUCUGCUAAAUGCCACCACCUCAUCCUCUGAGGCCUCAGAGGAAGCAUUGACAAGGAUGCCCCAUGCCCCUGGCACUCAGAGGGCUCCCGGAGACCAGGUACCUGCUCAGCCCCAGGCAGGAGAGGGCCCUGUGGGGUCAGCAAUCAGGGACUCCAUCCACACGCACCAGGAGGAACAGGAGCAGCAAACAGCAAUGUGGGAGGCAAUGGCCCUUAUUACCCAGACACUGCAGGAGUGCAGCUGUGCCUUGGACACCCGUCUGCCCCAAGCUGGUGACUGUCUGGCUGUCUCCAUGGACAGGUUGGCAGUGCCAUGCCAGCCAGGUCUCAGUUCCCUCAGGGCCUGCUGGAGAUGCACUCACACCCACACUUCAGCCAUUCAUCCUCAGGACCAAAACCAUGGCGACGGGGUUGGGGGGAGAGAGGUGGAUGGCAAGCACAGCGGGUACCCCAUUCCUCACAGGGAGGUGCCAAGAGGCACCCAGCCAGAGGAAGAACUGCACACAAUUCCUGUCGGACCAUUCCACUCCAGUUCCACCUCCAUCCUUAAUGAACCCCCACCUCCCCCACAAUCUCUGAACCUUGGAAGUUGCAGCUGAGGAAGGUCCACUUGCCUUUGGCAAAAGGACUGUGUCAUCCUGUUGGGCCCAUCCAGACACACAACCAGGGGCAAGAGACUCAACU
Molecule: messenger RNA, 810 nt
Organism: Chiloscyllium plagiosum (whitespotted bambooshark)
Lineage: Eukaryota; Metazoa; Chordata; Chondrichthyes; Orectolobiformes; Hemiscylliidae
Source: RefSeq, a predicted model, not a curated record